Molecule: messenger RNA, 783 nt
Organism: Hibiscus syriacus
Lineage: Eukaryota; Viridiplantae; Streptophyta; Magnoliopsida; Malvales; Malvaceae
Exons: 3
Coding region: 99-644 (181 amino acids)
Source: RefSeq, a predicted model, not a curated record
AUCAAUCUCGACAUGGGUAAAUUCUGGGUGGGUUUUAAGAAUUGCAUCUGUUCAUGAAACGUGGUUUUGAAAAAAAAAUGCUCGUCUUUGCAGCUUAAAUGGAUCUGGAAACAGAGAACAGAAUAGCUGCAAUUCUUCUGAAAGAAGCUGCAGAAUUGAGACGAAGAGCAGAGAGGGAUGGCAUUCAUGUUUAUCUUCAGCAACCUAAAGUAAGGAGUCUCCCGAAUUCGCGGUUCCUCACAGCAACUGUGCUUGGCGUGCAGCAAGCAAAUCGAGCUGUUGAAGUGAAUGAGAUGUGGCGAGUUCGAAAAAAGGAGCUGGAACUAAAUGAUAGGCUAAAAGCAAGAUCAAAAGACAAUAGCGGGCAUAACAGUAAUCAUGUGGAUAGUAGCAUCUCCUAUAGAAGGACAAAUAGGAGGCAUGGGAGCAAUGUUGGUGUUUCAUGCUCAUCAAGCAUGAGAGUAGCAGCCGGUAGUUAUUCAAGGGAAGAUGAAGGUCUAAGAGACGAGGAGAUCGAUGAAUUUCUUAAGUCAAGGGUGAAGCGUGGUCGAUGUUCUAUAGGUUCAAGGAUGGAUGAAACUGGACCUUAUCUGCCUACAAGUUCUGAGUUCCCAGGGAAGCUCCUACUACAUCCCUCGGAAUGAAUCAUUGUGUCAAGUUGGGUCCUGAGAAGCCUUAUUCACUGGGGCAUGAUGAAUCAUUUUUCGAUUCAGAGCCCCAUGAACAUAGAAAGAAGAAAUAUAAGGACCACCUUGCGAGAUCGGAUAAAAAACACACUAGGAA